This is a messenger RNA of Plasmodium fragile, 1380 nucleotides long. RefSeq lists its product as uncharacterized. Gene Ontology annotation, molecular function: transmembrane transporter activity. The coding region runs from base 1 to 1380 and encodes 459 amino acids. Gene Ontology annotation, biological process: transmembrane transport. The record is from RefSeq and is a predicted model, not a curated record. The transcript has 2 exons. Lineage: Eukaryota; Apicomplexa; Aconoidasida; Haemosporida; Plasmodiidae.
AUGAAAAAGGACGAGCACUCACAGACCUGGUCAAAAUGUAAAGUCAUUCUGGGCGGGUUCUUAAUACACUGCACGCUGGGCAGCAUCUACUGCUUCUCCAACAUUAGCAUUUACGUCAUCUCGUACAUGAAAAUCAUAGGUUGCUCCAAUGUAAAGUACAAGGAUAGUAGCUGGGUAUAUGUGCUUACUUUAAUUUUUCAGUGCUUUUUUGGUUUCUUCGGGGGAAUGCUGAAUCAGCAUUUGGGCCCCCAGAUUAGCGUGUUGCUUGGGGGGUGGCUCAUGUGCCUGGGGAUCCUGUUGUCCUAUUUCACCGUGUUCAAUUUUUACCUAUUUUUGAUGACCUAUGGGAUUUUGUGCGGCAUUGGAUGCGGCAUUGCCUACCCCAUUCCGCUCUCCGUGGCGGUCAAGAGGCACUACGACUAUAAGGGAGUGAUCAGUGGAAUAAUUUUUGUGGGCCGAGGCAUGGCAGUUUUCCUGAUAUGCCCCCUUCAGAAUUAUUUUAUAAACAGGUACAACUACAUGCCGGAUUACACGCCCGAGUUGGACCCAACAGAAGACAAGUACUUUAGCAACCUGGAGAUCCUUAACAGGGUUCCCUAUUUGUUCAUUUAUGAAGGGAUCUUUUUUGCAGUCAUUCAAUUUAUAGGAGCAUAUUUGAUAGCAGAUUCUACAGAAGCAUCAAACGAAUUUUUAGCUUUCAAUGAUAAGAACAGCAAGGUUUUAUAUCUGGACCAUGGGGGGUAUGCAAAUAAAAGUCCUAAAGGAAUGUCCAGCUCAUUUAGGACCUUAUCUAACACUUCUAAUUUUUCCCUCAGAGAAGCCAACAGUAGUACCUUCAUCAAUAGGGAUUUCAUUUUAAUAUGGUUGAUGGUAUUUUUUAACUGGCAAGCUAUUUCGUAUACUCAGGUCUUUUGGAAAAUAUUUGGUUUAAAUUAUCUUAACAUUGAUGAUAGAUCCUUGUCUUUCCUCGGAGCUGUUUCUUCUCUCUUCAAUAUAAUGGGCAGAAUUUUUUGGGGCUUCAUUAGUGACUUGACGAGCUUUAAAACGGCGCUCAUACUGAUGAGUAUGUUAAUGAGUUUCCUAACUGUUACCUUAACGCUUUCUGGUUUAUGUGGAAAAAUUACCUACUGUAUUUGGGUUUGCCUCAUUUUCUUUUGUCAUGCUGGUACAUUUUCUAUUUUCCCUUCUAUCACUGCACAUACCUUUGGCACCCGGAACUUCGGACCCAUCUUUGGACUCCUCUUCACUGCUAGAGCUUUUUCGAGUAUCAUCAACGCCAUGUUAGCGGCAGUCAUUUUGAACAACGUGGGAAAUAUUGCUAUGUGUGCACUCGUCUCCAUUUCAUCCUUCAUCAGCAUUAUGUUGGCGCUGGCUUUUUAG